Molecule: messenger RNA, 2296 nt
Organism: Brachypodium distachyon (stiff brome)
Lineage: Eukaryota; Viridiplantae; Streptophyta; Magnoliopsida; Poales; Poaceae
Exons: 3
Coding region: 1568-2158 (196 amino acids)
Source: RefSeq, a predicted model, not a curated record
AUGACCCAUCGGCAAGAGAUGACCUCAAAAUAUAAAUUAGACUUUAAAUUCUCAUCCGUGGGGACUUGAACCUAGACGGUGGGGUUGUUAUAAUAUUCUGUUUAAGCAUUUUUUUUAAUCCGUAGCUACGUGCACAUAUUGUCUAUAAAAUACUCAACCGGUCGCCGCGGUCUAUCAUCUUGGGACUGCAUCUCACUUUUUCUUCACUAUUUAUUUGGAUACUCCAAGAUAAGAAUGGAUAUGGAUUGUAUAUAAUAUAAAACAUAGAUAAUGAUACAACAUUUUUUAAUUAUAUGAUUUUUUAGUCCGUCGCCACACACCCACCGGCAUUUUUUUAGAAACGCACGGGCACUGUUUUAGUUAGCCUAAAAGAAUCAGGUCGUGCACCCGUAUUCUCUCAUGAACCCUCGUUGAUCUAGUCAAAAUAAAUAAGACAGAUUCGUCAAUUUCAAAUUCUUAUAAAUAUGUGUACCAAGCCAACUUCUUGCGUGGUAUAACAGACGCGUGCAGAAGAUUCCAUGAAAUUAUGAUACUCUCUCCGACCGGUAUUACUUGUCUCAAAUUUUCUCAAGUACGAAUAUAUCUAUGUGUAAAAAACAUCUACAUACAUAUAAUAUUUCGAUACAUAGUAAUUCCGGUCGGAAGGAGUUGCUUUUUAUGUUGCAUGGCUAGCGGUAUAGUGAUAGGUUUGCACUAAUUGUCCAGGUCUUACAAUUUUAAAUGAUCUAGUAUUGUUGCACUUUUCCAAUUUGUCACCUGGCAAUAAUACGUCACGAUGGAUCAAGAGUUUUUAUCAAAUCGCCAAUGCAAGAAGUGGAACUGUAUAGUUGCUCCGUAGAAUUUAGCCUGGCAGUUUGGUGCUACCAAAACUAAAUUAAACUAUUAAAGUGCCGGUGUGCAAUCCUGUCCCUGUCAACUGGCUCAACUCAACUGCUGUCGCGCGCGCCUGCUGAUCUGCUCGCCCAGUCAGCUGCUACCGGGUGCCGGCCCACCACAUCAGCUCUGACGGAACCGUCAGGUAGUUUUCUUUUUUAGCCUACAGUCAGGUAGUUGUAACAAGACUAUUGUUUACCAGCCGGACCGGCCGGCCGCGUGUCUUGCUACUCUCGGGAUAAUCCCAAGUGCCUAAACAACGAGGUCGGUAUCCAGGCUAUGGCGCACGGAAUUACCCUUACAGAUCUUUUAAGGCUCGUUUGGCGUACAUUUUUUCAUUUUCAAUAAGAGUAAAUUUUAAGAAACCACCUGUUUUGGGACUAGUGUUUCACAGCGGCACAGAUUUUGUCCUUUGCAAUAGAAAACCACAAGUUAAGAGUCUAAUUGUUUCAGAAAACCCAAAUGAUACGGUUUAGCCGUUUUGACAGCAAAUCCGACAAGGACAGCCCACAUCUCAGACGCCACGUAGGAUCUUAACGGGCGCCCGCCCGACCCGACCCGAUAACUGUUCGCUUCUUUAUUCCCUUCUCUUCCCCCCUCGUCAUGUUCUUCUUCCUGUCGUGUUCUUCCGGCGACAGAGCAGUGGGCGGCGGCAAGUACUGGACGGCGUUUUCUUGCUUCCGGCUUGUGGAGAAUGAUGGAAGAGGAAGGGGGGAGGAAGCUCCGGCCGGAUCCGUUCGCUGGUGAUUGUGAGGAUGGAGGCGGGUUAGGCAGUAGGAUACCCACCUACAUCGACGAUAUCCCCAUGAAGACAGCAGAUCCGGGCGUGGGUCCCAGGUGCAACCAUGGCCUACUGCCGAUGACUAGGAUUGCAUUCGAAGGGGAUUCAACCGGCCGAAGGUUCCUUGGGUCUCCAUUUGAGGAAGAUGACUCUGGUUAUGUCUAUUGGAUUGAUCCAAAAUGGCCGCCACAUUUGGAGAUUGCUCCGCGUGAGCUCUGGCAGAGAUAUGAUGCCAUUCGUAAGCUCACUGGAACUGAUGUAAGAUUUCUCCUUCAAGAUUUGAAAGAGGCCAUCGCAGAGAAGGAAAAAUCAACAGAAGACAAGAUGAGUCAGGAAUUGGAGAUGGCAGACCUGAGGUUUGAAAUGGACAAAGCUGCAAAACAGAAACAGAAUAACAUGACAGUUCGAUCUCGUUUACAGGCAUAUGACCAUUGGUUGUUGGUAUCUGUGACAGUAGCUGUUACUCUUGCUAGUGUUUUAGUAGUUGCAUUAACUCUGAAGUGAUUAAUAAGUAAUGGCUGUUGUAAUGGUUGAUGUAACAGAGAACCUGUAAUGUUGUACCUUGCCUUCAUCUUGUCAUGAAUUGGCUAAUGUUUUAGUAUCCAUGAACGUGUAAUGGUAGCCACUGUAAUGGCUGAUGUA